This is a messenger RNA of Necator americanus (New World hookworm), 4020 nucleotides long. RefSeq lists its product as uncharacterized. Lineage: Eukaryota; Metazoa; Nematoda; Chromadorea; Rhabditida; Ancylostomatidae. Bases 1 to 4020 code for a protein of 1339 amino acids. The transcript is spliced from 29 exons. The record is from RefSeq and is a predicted model, not a curated record.
AUGCGGGACACAAGGAGUGGACCACCGCGAAAAGUAGUGAGGAGCUCACAGCCGUCAACGUCUGCUGAAUCUGAAAAUUUCUCCUCUAAGGAGGGUAAUCAGCAGUCACAACAGAGACAAAGAAGUGGGAAAUCCGGCGGUGAAGAUGUUGAUUCAUCUGUUUCUGUUCAAUGGGAAACGAGGCGAUCUUCACGGAACAAGCAGGAAAGGCAGUCUGUUGUCAAAGAAGAGGAACUACCGUUCAGGAAUACGAAAUUGUCCAGGAAAGAUGUUUCUCGUCCAGUUGAGAGUGUUUCUUCAUCGCAGUCGCUAAACCCGGACGAGAGCGCCCUGACAGAGGUCACAGAACCUAAUUCCCCUGCCUCCCUCCUCUCUGGUUUGCGGAGGUCAACGAGAGAGCCAAGGCCGAAACGAACAUUGAGUCCAACGCCUACGAGUCCUAAGCGCCGUGCACGUAUAAAGAGGCCUAGUUUGGCACCCUCGGAUUGCGACAUGAGACAAGCCGAAACAAAGAACGUCGACAUCGUAACAAUUGAAGGUGAAAGACGUGCGGAUCUAACUGAUGCACGUGGUCCCCAACUGUUAGUGGGAUGUGGAAACCCAUAUCAAGUUUUUACGAAGUUCAAACAUCUUGAAGAAGAUUCUUUCAUAGCAAGCGACCCCACUGUUGCUGAUGAUGACAUGGAGAACGAUCUGGUUGACAUACAGCCAUUCGAUUCGGGAGAUACUAUCAACGAAGUAUUUAUGAACGCCAAUUUCACAGGACGUCGACAUAAUGAAGGCUCAGUUGAAGUGAGCGUCCUAGCACUUCCGCAGCAGAUGGAAAACAUCGAACAUUCUGCCAAAUUUGCGAACCAGCACUCAGGUGCUGCUCAGUAUGGUCUCUCUGCUAAUGGGGAGCGAAUUUCUGAAAGUAGCUCCCAGAACCUUCGCAGUUCUCAAGAGACAAAAGUGGAAGUUUCCUCCAAAGACAACACACAUAAUCAUGUGAGCCCCUCAGGGGCUAGGUCUAAGGGAAUAAGAAUGGAGGAAUCUUCGGCAAUCCAGAGAACUGUAAAUGAUUUUGACGCGGCCAACGGAACUGAGCUUGCUGCCGAGGACAGUAGCCAAAUGGAACCACCUGUUUUGGAUGGGCCUAUACUAGGUUCACCCCCGUGUGACUUCAAACCUACAGUGGAUUUACCUCCUACACUCAUGGCUGAUGGAGUUGUUAGUAAAGACACUCCAAAACCGGUGCAUUAUGUCGUUGGAGAGAUUUACAGGGUUCACACUCCCGGUGGGACUGAGCAAGAAGUGCAGUUGGCUUUGAUGGAUGAUGGAUCGGAAGCAUUGGUGAAUGCAAGUGGUGAAAUAGUUGACAUGACUCCUGAAGAUACAUAUGCAGCGAUCGACAUAUGUGACAUCGAAUUCAAUUUCCUUGAUGACAAGAAUGUUGUUUGCGGUCUUUGUGGGGAGGUAGUGCAAUAUUUGACUCUCUUCACUGGCCAUCUUGCCCGUGUUCAUCCUGAGAUGUUGGAACCGGAUAUGAUGAUUGGUGAUUUGACUUAUGUCGAUUACUUGAAAUCAAAAUUGGAAAACGACAGAAAGAAUAUACAGAACGGAUUCAAGUUCGCGAAACAGGCAAUGUUUCGAAGGACUCCUCGUAAAGUCAGUCAAAUACGCAUUAAUCCAUCCGAAAUGACGAUGCCACAACUUGAAAUAGCGCUGAAGAAAAAGCUUCUGGAAAAAAUGGGACGACGAGUCAGUGUCUCCCUUGUAGACAAGGAGCACGUUAAAUGUGGCAUCUGCAACUCUUCGUUCCACUACUCUUCUUUGAAUUAUCACUCUAUCAUUGUUUUUUUUUCGAUCGUACACGUUGUUCGCCAUUUCAAUGCAUGGCAUCCGACGAAUCAUCAAUGUGCAGGACAAUGGCCGAAAAGAACGCAAAGGCCCGGGGUAGGCAAACCCCUUUCUAAGCAGGAUUUUGCUGUAAUUGACUUGUCCCAUACGCAACCUGAUAACCUACAAUGCAUAUGGUGCGGUAUGUUCAUCGACGCUACAACCAUAGCUGUACAUUUCACGGAUUGUCAUCCUGGGGACGUCGAAGUUCCGAAGUGUCUUCUUUGCAUUCAGGAAUUGGUUAUUAACGCGCGAGUAAUAGAGAAGUUUGGGUCUGAUUUCGACAUUGUUCUACAGGAUGAAUUUCAUAUAAAAGUAGGGAAAUUGAAUAAGUUAUUCACGUCGGAGUCACUUAUGGAUACUGCAAUUGAAAAUUACCUGGAAUCUUUGAAUGGAAAACGAAAAAGGGCACCUAUAACGGUAGAACGACGAGUUUUUGAAGGAGAUUCUAUAGUUGUACAAACUACCGCUAUCCCUGGCGAGGAGGAUUCGUUGAACGAUCUAGAUCCGGACGCUGAGCAACAACUACCACGGAAAACGAAUACGAAUAGUCGUCAGAUUUUCGGCAAACAUAACAAACCAAAGCGGAGUAUGGUGCAGCCGAUCUAUCGGCAAGCUCCGCCUACGAAUUCUGAAUAUGUCGAAGUUGUCAGUGACUCACAUUGGAAGUGCAAGAUCUGUGAUGCCGAUUUGUACGGUGCUGUAAUAUCAGCAUGUGCGAUUCGGCACUUCAAAUUGAAACACCCUCAAGAGUCUGAUAGUCUACAGUUUGAAGUUGUUAGAGCACGCUUGGAUCGCAUUAGUGAUGGAUGUAUGGAAUUUGUUCAUCCACAAAUGCUCGAGUGUUUGAUAUGCCAUCUAACAUACCAGCUACACAAGCCGUAUAAUGUUUGCCGAGGGAUACGCCACUUGAAAUCAAGGCACCCUGAAAUAAUGCCCGAAUAUAACGGGGAACCACUUCGUCGAUACCGCAAAACAGGCACAGCUUUGCGCCUCGACGAUGAUCCAAACAUUCCGAGGCGACGUAGAGAAGCACAUUUGCAUGGAAACAAUGACUCGGAUCUUCUGACCCGCAUGAAAUCGCAAUAUCCGGGGAGUUUCGAUAAGGUUCAAACCAUCUACGGAGCUUCUGGUGAACCAAUGUAUGUAUUAAUGGGCGGCGGAGAUGAUGGGGAAGAAAUUAUUAAGGAGAAUUUGAAGACGUUGGCGGUGCCGAGGAACGAACAUGGAGAGAAACAAGCUCAGGAGAACCAGGGCCAAUAUGCUACAGCUGAUAUCAAACCUGGACGGGAAGUGGUUUUCGAGCUUAGUUUUGACUAUAAUAAUCUCGACGCAGACGGGAAACCGCAGAAGCACCUGGUACGUGUUACCCCGAAUGCUGAACCGCUUGGCCAAAGCAAAGUAAAGCCAAACCCAAAUCCGCACCGCUCGCUCUUCGAUGAAAACGAGCGUGAUGAUAUCACCGAAGUCACAUCUGAUCGAAAUGAAGCGAAUGAAGUGUUCUUUGGUGAUGUUGACCAUGCAGAUGAAAGUGCUGGCGAAGAAACAUCUACUGUUAUGCUUGGUGACGUUCUAUUCAUUGAUGCGGAUGGAAAUGAAAUUAUUCAAAGAACUACGUCUCUUCCGGAUGGUUCCAUCCAGCAACAGUACUUAGGCCAGGCUGAAGAUGGCUCGUUAUUCUUGCUGGAUGACAUCGUGUCGGCAGGUUUACAGCCCUAUUCGGAGGCGGUUGAGGAGGUAUACGAUGCCGACAUCAUUGACGAAAAUUCAGAGUCGGUGCUUCGUGAUCAUUACGAGAACCGUCUCGAAAACGUCACUGGUCAACGAUUUCGUGGAGGAACAGAAGUAAUACACAGGGAUGAUUUUGAUGGGAACAUGAUGCACCAGUCGUACAAUCACGCUGCUGCUGAGCAGGACUAUGCAAGUGGAAGCGGUCCUGAAGAAGACCGACCACACUACAGUCGUGAGGCUGUGGUAGGUAACGAUGUUCACUACACUGAAAGCGAAGUAGUGCUAAAUGAAGAUGAUUAUGAACGAGAAGACUACAGAACAGAGCAAGAUCUCGAGCAAUCAUCAGUUGCUAGAGAACAGAAUAUCGUCUCAACUGAACCUAGUGAUGAAGUGCAUUCCACAGCAAGAUAA